Molecule: messenger RNA, 2742 nt
Organism: Mytilus californianus (California mussel)
Lineage: Eukaryota; Metazoa; Mollusca; Bivalvia; Mytilida; Mytilidae
Product: alpha-1,6-mannosyl-glycoprotein 4-beta-N-acetylglucosaminyltransferase-like
Exons: 5
Coding region: 47-1546 (499 amino acids)
Biological process (GO): protein N-linked glycosylation
Molecular function (GO): acetylglucosaminyltransferase activity
Source: RefSeq, a predicted model, not a curated record
GAAUUUAGAAAUAAAUGUUCUAUCAGGCAACAGAAUAUCAAAGAAAAUGAAGACUAGGAAGAAUAUUUUACAAACAAUAUUGAGCUUAGUUACAGUUAUGGUUGUGAUGGUUGUUUUUCAAACAAUUUUGUUUUUUAUUCAAAUUCAACAUAGUGCACAGUUUUAUCAGAAUAAUAACAGCAAAGAAUUAUCUAUCAGACCUAUUACAUCAACAAAGGGAGUUAUAGGACGUUCCCCAAAACGUAUUUUAUACCCGCAAUUUGACUUGAAUAACGUUUAUCAGAACUGGACAGACACAGCUACAUUAAUAGGAUCACCAGGAGAAACUUAUAGACGAUAUUUGACUAUAGGUCUGGUGACGGCAAAGCGACCACAGAACACUGUUUAUCUCUACAAUACACUGAGCUCGCUCAUUACAAAUGCUAAUAGAGAAGACUUCAGAGAAAUAUAUAUCGUCAUAUUGCUUUCGGAUUUGGACCAGGAGUGGAGGACAAACAUGACUUCAGUAAUUGUAAAUAAAUAUCCACAGGAAGUUAAAAAUGGAACCAUCAAAAUAAUAGGGAGCUUUGAUUGGAUGUAUCCAAGUUUGACAAAUCUAACUCACCAUCGUAAAUGGCAUUCGCAAUCUAAAGCCAAGUGGAAAGCAAAACAAAACAUAGAUUUUGUGCUGUUGUGGUUAUAUGUUUAUAAAACGAAGCUUUCAAAGUUUUAUUUGCACCUUGAAGAUGACGUCGUAACAGUUGGAGGAUACACCAAAGCUAUGAAAAAUUUCAUCAACGAUCAAAAAGAAGAGUGGACGUGUUUAGAGUUCUCUGAACUGGGCAUGAUAGCUAAAUUAUAUCACACACAUGACUUAGAGGCACUUGCUAAAAUGGUAGCUUUAUUUUAUCAAGAACAACCUGCAGACAUUACUUAUUUACAUUUUAAUCCGCAGAUGCUUCAAUUUCGUCGUAUAAUAAGGAAACCGACGCUAUUUCAGCAUAUUGGGGUGACUUCCUCCCAAUCGGGUCAUGUCCAGUCAAUCAAAGACCGUUUUUUUGCGGCAAAUGUUCAAAAGAAAUUAUCGAAAGGGGAUAAUCCACCCGCAAAAGUAUUGACAAAUCUGAAGUUUUAUUUAAAACAUUCCCCUGAAAAUGCAUACCAUACCAGUUUUGGAUAUUUCUGGUCCAAAUCUAAGCCGAAGAAAGAUGAUUACUUUAGAAUUGUAUUCAACAAACCUCAAGCUAUUAAAAGAAUUUUUGUCAAUUCUGGGUUAGAUAUAUUCCCAGAAGACAAAGUGUACAGCGCCGUAUUAGAAAUAAGCUCUAAGAUUAAUAACAGAAACGAUUGCACAGACUACAAUAUAAUAGGAAAGUUUGUGAAUGGUAAAGUUGACGUUCAAAAUGUCUCUUAUCAAUUGAAUACAACCGAAAUACGUUGUUUUCAAAUACGGUUCCAAAACUCACAAAACUUUUGGGUAAUCAUUCAAGAAAUAUCAGUUUUUUCUAAACCGCUAAGCAGUUUCAACGAAACUGGAAUAUUUUAUCAAAUUAUAAUAAAGGAAUAAAGAUUUCUCUCUUUAAAAAUUAUGUUUUGUUAAGAUUAUUUUUAUUGAAAAUCAUAACAUAACUCCGAAUAUAGGAAAAAUGUGAAUAAGUUAAGAGCUAUGUAUAAGGGUCUGGAUGGGAGGUCCUUUAGUUCUCAAUUUUUAAGUCAUUAUUCUCUAUUCUUUAUAUUUCAGCACCCAAUUAUUCUCUAUUCCUUAUUUAUUUUUGCCUUCUUUUUUUUACUAUUCUUUAUCUUUUUAUCCCUUUUUUUCUGUAAUAUUUGCCCAUUAUUAUCUAUUCUGUAAACCUCAACCAGAUCCAUAUGUAUUCAAGCACGUACAUCCAUUACGGGACUUGUCACGCUAUACAAUACGACGAAAGAUAUGCGUCGUUAUUGAGACACUUUUGGGUAAGGGAUAUCGCCAUGAAUGUCAUUAUCUGAAGGUUUGAAAUUGCAUAUGUACGAAUCCAGUAUUUAAUCCUAGCUGGAGAAAAACAUUUUUUAGAAUAAAUUUCUGUUUAGCAUGUUUAGUGGUAUUUUGUAAUUGUGCUCAAAAUAAAUCUGUGUUAACUUCAAAGUUUUCUUAAACUGGUGUAUUUGCCAAAACAAUAGUUAUAUAAAUGAGAUGUGGUAUGAGUGCCAAAGAGGACAAUUCUCCGCCAGAGUCCAAAAUGACGUAGAAGUUAAUAAUUAUAUAAGUCACCGCACGCCUUUCAACAAUGAGCAAAACCCAUACCGCAUCAUUAAUUACAUCCAUUAUAUUUCUUAAUUCAUUAAAAAUUUUUAAACUAUUGUAACGUAAGUUUACAUGUGUUUGUGAUUAUUUUUCAGCACCCAAUUAUUCUCUAUUCCUUAUUUAUUUUUGCCUUCUUUUUUUUACUAUUCUUAAUCUUUUUAUCCCUUUUUUUCUGUAAUAUUUGCCCAUUAUUAUCUAUUUUGUAAACCUCAACCAGAUCCAUAUGUAUUCAAGCACGUACAUCCAUUACGGGACUUGUCAUGCUAUACAAUACGACGAAAGAUAUGCGUCGUCAUUGAGAUACUUUUGGGUAAGGGAUAUCGCCAUGAAUGUCAUUAUCUGAAGGUUUGAAAUUGCAUAUGUACGAAUCCAGUAUUUAAUCCUAGCUGGAGAAAAACAUUUUUUAGAAUAAAUUUCUGUUUAGCAUGUUUAGUGGUAUUUUGUAAUUGUGCUCAAAAUAAAUCUGUGUUAACUUCAAA